AUUAUUACAUACAUAAUUAAAAUCCCUUAGGGGAAGAAUUUAUAGUCUAUAGUAUUUUAAUAAGACAAAUAAUACAUAGAUAUGACAAUCAACAGAGGAGGAGCCAUUGAGUGUUGCAUGUGUGGAGACUAUGGUUUAUCUUCUGAGCUUUUCAAAUGCAAAAUUUGUCAAUUUAGAUCUCAACACAGAUAUUGUAGCAAUUUGUAUCCAAAAGCUGAGUCUUAUAAAAUUUGCAAUUGGUGCUUGAGUCCAAAAGAUGUUUCUGGAGAAAAAACACAAAAUUCAUCAAAUUCUUCAUCAUCAUGUAAAAAUACUACAAGUGAUCAAAAUAUUAUUCAAGAUGGUCCAAAGUUGAAGAAAAAAUUGAUCAUUAGGAAUGAAAAUAAUGAUUUUAUUGGAAGAACAAGUCCAAAGGGGAAAAUAAUGGGUUCUAAUUGUAAUUUGAAGGUUCAACUUAUCGACAAAAAUCCCAUCAAAUUACAAAAGUCUCCUUUAUUGGCUGCUAGAAAAAGGGUCAUAAUUGAUGAUAUAAAUAUUGAAGAAAAAGUAAGGAGGACAAAAUCAGAAGAAAUGUCGAAUAGAGGGAUCACAAGAAAGGUAUUUAAAAAUAGGGUAAGAAGAUAUAAGCUCUUGGAUGAAGUUUCAAGUUAAUUCAUUUUCAAGAGUUUAUAAUUUGUAGAUUUUUAUGUUUUUUUUUUUUUUUGGAUGUGUGGUAGUUUUGGACUUUGGUGGUUCUGAAAUUUCACACAUACAAAUUUAUGAAGAGAAAAAAAAAGGGGGUUGAUUUAUUGGAACCCUUUGAUUAUGAUUUGAGAAAUUUACAAUGUAAAAAUAGUGUUAGUGGAGUACUUUUUUUAACUUUGGUUCUA
Messenger RNA from Solanum tuberosum (potato), 869 nucleotides. RefSeq lists its product as uncharacterized. The transcript has 3 exons. Lineage: Eukaryota; Viridiplantae; Streptophyta; Magnoliopsida; Solanales; Solanaceae. The record is from RefSeq and is a predicted model, not a curated record. The coding region runs from base 82 to 651 and encodes 189 amino acids.